Molecule: messenger RNA, 2364 nt
Organism: Coprinopsis cinerea okayama7#130
Lineage: Eukaryota; Fungi; Basidiomycota; Agaricomycetes; Agaricales; Psathyrellaceae
Exons: 21
Coding region: 1-2364 (787 amino acids)
Biological process (GO): carbohydrate metabolic process; glycoprotein catabolic process; protein quality control for misfolded or incompletely synthesized proteins
Cellular component (GO): nucleus; cytosol
Molecular function (GO): carbohydrate binding; peptide-N4-(N-acetyl-beta-glucosaminyl)asparagine amidase activity
Source: RefSeq, a predicted model, not a curated record
AUGCCCGCUAUCUCACACUUCUCAGCUCUCCGUAUGACUCGUAAACUAGCCCUAUGUCUUGCGCUCCUCCCGUUCCUCGUAACGGCGCAAUCCUCCUCUGAACGAACCCGCUGGAUUACCGACCCAGUCGACUUCGUGAACCCAUUCAUCGGGACGACUAACGUUGGCCAUGUCUUUCCAGGUGCUACGAUCCCCCAUGGAAUGGUGAAAGUAGGAAUGGACACCGACUCUCCUGGAAACCAUGCGGGUUACGACAGUAACCCUAUCUACAACGUAACCGGCUUCAGUCAGCUUCACGAUAGUGGUACUGGAGGGUCGAUUCCUCUUUCGAAUUUCAAAGUUUGGGCAUAUCCCAAUUGCACGAGUUUCGAGCGGUGCCCUCCUUCACUUGCAAACCGAAAGCUGUUGAGAAAGGUCCGGGAGGAUGGUCAUGCGGACGACUUCGCAUCGCCAGGAUACUUCUCAACAAACCUGACUAAUGGAAUGAGGGUAGAACUCACUGCUACUCGAAGAACAGCUCUGCAUCGAUAUACCUUUCCUGCUGGAACGACCCAACCUCGCAUUCUGAUCGACCUAACGAACGACGGACAAAGAAGCUCCACCGAUCCCAUUCUCACCUUGGACCCCGAUAUUGGAAAGGUCGAGGGAGGAGCGUCAUUUGCCGCGUCAUUCGGACCAGGACGAUAUAGGGCGUACCUCUGUGUCACCUUCAGAGGAUCAGGAUAUUCGAUCGGAAAGCCGACCGAGUAUGGAGUGUGGCUCAACAACUUCCCAGUGCGAGGAACAACCGACGUCCAACAAGUGUACUAUGGGUUCCAGCCCGAGAUGGGCGCCUUGUUCACUUUCAAUCCAUCACCCACUGGUCAAACAUCGAUCCUCGUACGAGUUGGGGUAUCCUUCAUCUCAAGCGCUCAAGCGUGCGAGACGGCGGAACACGAAAUACCGAACUUUGAAUUUGACGAGGUCCAUCGAAAAUCGAGGAAACAGUGGAACGAUGUGUUGUCUCGAGUUCAGGUAAACCCUGAGGGAGUUCCCAGAGAGACUGUGGAGUUGCUAUACUCUUCGAUCUAUCGAACGCAUAUCUCCCCUGCUGACUACACUGGAGAGAACCCAAACUGGGAAUCCAAGGAACCGUACUACGACUCGCUGUACUGCAACUGGGACACAUACCGCACGCUGUUCCCUCUCAUGUCACUGCACGACCCUGUCACCUUCGCUCAUAUCGUCAGGGACGCCGAUCCCAUCCUUGGAGAGUUCUAUGUCAAGUUCCACGAACAGGCUGCCUCUCUAGGUGUUUCAGCUGUGGAUCUCUACGAUGCCUUGCUUGCCGACGCUGAGAAACAACCUCCCAACUGGAACCUUCAGGGUCGACAAGUUGAAGUGUGGAAAGAGCUCGGGUACAUUGCGCAGGACAUGUUUUCUCCCGGUGGAGCUAAUACUAAGCAGGUGUCGCGGACGCUAGAGCAUGCCUUCAACGACUUCGCCAUUGCUCAAGUCGCAAAGGUACUCGGGAAAGAAGACGAAUUCAAGAAGUACCUCAAACGCGCGCAAAACUUCGAGAACGUCUGGAAUGCCAACGUUUCUGUUCCGGAUGAGCCCAGUAUCGUUGGGAUGAUGCAGCCUCGGUUUGCGGAUGGAACCUGGAACUACACCGACCCUCGUCACUGCAGCAUCCACGAUCCUGAGAAGGCAACCUGCUUCCUGAACGCAGUUCGAAGGGAUGGCUUCUACGAAGGGUCACCUUUGGUCUAUUCCCAGUAUGUACCUCAAGACACUGCGAGGCUUAUCGAACUCCAAGGUGGAGUCGACACUUUCGUUAAACGGUUGGACUUCAUCUUCGCCAACGACUACUUCGAAUCUACAAACGAGCCGUCCCAACAAAUGCCGUUCAUGUAUCACUACGCCGACAAACCUGGGCUGAGUACACAACGAUCUCGACAAGUUAUAGCCCAGUUCUUCAACACCUCCAGGAAUGGCCUUCCAGGAAACGAUGACUCUGGUGCCAUGGGAAGUUACGCCGCCUUUUACCUUUUGGGACUUUACCCCCUUCCAGCGACUCGUCAACUCCUACUCUCAUCUCCAUUCUUCAAGGAGGUAGCAUUCCACAACCCUGUUCUCAAAACGACAACCAAAAUUAAAGCCGUCGGAUUUAAUGGCAAUCCCUCUGACGGGACUGGCGGUAACGUCUUCGUCAAGAGCGUAACGAUUGAUGGCCAACCAUGGAAGUCAAGUUGCUACCUCGACUGGGACGCAUUUGAGAAGGGGUCAGUUAUAGAGCUGACGUUGACUGAUGAUAUCAGCGUCACCUGUGGGACCGGGGACGAUGCUUUGCCUCCUUCGAUUUCUACUGGAGGAUACGAUUGA